Messenger RNA from Alternaria alternata, 1071 nucleotides. Its product is annotated as glycoside hydrolase. Gene Ontology annotation, biological process: carbohydrate metabolic process. Gene Ontology annotation, molecular function: hydrolase activity, hydrolyzing O-glycosyl compounds. The transcript is spliced from 4 exons. NCBI's taxonomy places the organism in Eukaryota, Fungi, Ascomycota, Dothideomycetes, Pleosporales, Pleosporaceae. The record is from RefSeq and is a predicted model, not a curated record. Bases 1 to 1071 code for a protein of 356 amino acids.
AUGCAUCUACCUACACUCAGUGCUCUUCUUGCCUUUGGUAGCAUCGCCGUAUGCACGCCUCUCGACCCUCGGCAGCAAACAGCUACAGCGCUUGAUGCUGCCAUCAAGGCGCGAGGCCGUUCAUACAUCGGCACUUCUUUGACGAUCCGCAAUGACAACACUGAGCAAAACAUUAUCCGUAGUGCAGAGUUUGGUUCCAUUACGCCUGAGAAUGCGAUGAAAUGGGAUGCCACAGAACCCAACCGGGGUCAGUUUAACUGGGGAAGUGCAGAUGCUAUCGCGAACUUUGCGACGCAGAAUGGAAAGCAGAUGCGCUGCCAUACGUUGGUUUGGUACAGUCAACUGCCGGGUUGGGUGAACCAAAUCAACAACAAUGCUACAUUGAUGAGCGUAAUGGAAAACCACAUCAAACAGGUCAUGGGUAGAUACAAGGGAAAGUGCACUCACUGGGACGUCGUCAACGAAGCUCUCAAUGAAGACGGUACAAACAGAGACAACGUCUUCCUCCGUUUAAUCGGGGAGCAGUACCUUCCCAUCGCCUUCCGCAUGGCCGCAGCUGCCGACCCAUCGGCAAAACUCUACUACAACGACUACAACCUCGAAUACGGCACGGCCAAGCACCUCGGCGCCCUCCGAAUUGUCAAACUCGUGCAAUCCUGGGGUGUCAAGAUCGAUGGCGUGGGUCUACAGGGUCACCUGGUUUCUGAGCCGACUGGCACUCAGAGUGAAGUAACACCGAGUGUUGCUGUAUUGACCAAAGUGCUGCAAGAUUAUGCGAACCUAGGUGUCGAUGUUGCGUAUACGGAGCUCGACGUACGAUCCCGUACCCCGAGCAAUACGCAGAAGUUGGCGGAUGCGGCAGCAGCUUGGGCGAGAAUUGCCCAGAGUUGCAUCAAUGUGCAACGUUGUGUUGGCAUGACCAUAUGGGGUAUCGCGGACAAGUAUUCUUGGGUUCCAGGUACUUUCAACGGAGAGGGGUCUGCAUUGCUGUGGACGGAUAACUUCCAGAAAAAGUCCGCUUACACAGCGUUCUUGGACGUUUUGAACGGGAAAAACGUGACGACAGUGUAA